This is a messenger RNA of Tachysurus vachellii, 3304 nucleotides long. It is a transcript of the gene nr1d1, whose product is annotated as nuclear receptor subfamily 1, group d, member 1. Lineage: Eukaryota; Metazoa; Chordata; Actinopteri; Siluriformes; Bagridae. The record is from RefSeq and is a predicted model, not a curated record. Gene Ontology annotation, molecular function: zinc ion binding; RNA polymerase II cis-regulatory region sequence-specific DNA binding; nuclear receptor activity. The transcript has 8 exons. Gene Ontology annotation, biological process: positive regulation of transcription by RNA polymerase II; hormone-mediated signaling pathway; cell differentiation. The coding region runs from base 328 to 2166 and encodes 612 amino acids.
AGUGUGUCACUGGGCCACGAGGCUCUUCAUCUGGUCACAUGGACACAUUUCGCGCCUCGUGCGGCGUAGGUGCACCAGCAUCAGCAAAACCGGGCGUCCUCUCGGAGCGCUUCAUAGCGACACACCGCGAGAGUGACAGCACAGGCGCACUUCAGCCUCUCAAGCUGACAAGAAACCGGUCUCAACAUCUAAAACAGAAUCUAAAUGGACAUUUCUUUCAGCUAAAACAACCGACAGUGCGCGUUUUUCCCGUUUUCCUGAAGAAUACAGUUUUAGAUUUCACUGUUCGUUUCCACACCUGUAUGACUGAAGCACACAUUGACUACAAUGGACUCGAACAACAACAACAACACCGGAGGGGUAAUCUCUUACAUCGGUUCAUGUGGAGGCUCUCCUAACCACAUCAGCCCAGUAUCCAUGUACAGCGAGAAUUCCAACAGCAGUCUGCAGUCACUGACACAGCCAUGCUUGGGUUCAUCUUUCCCACCUUCACCUAAUGGUUCCCAUGAUUCUUCACGUAUGUACACCAGCAGCAGUAGCUCCAGCAGUUCAGCAUUUGGUGACGAUGGGAGCUCAUCAAGCUCAGGAGGUUCCCCAAGGGGGCGUGAUGAAAGCAGCAUCACAUACAACUCACCAAACAAAUCAGUUGCUACUCUUACAAAGCUAAAUGGAAUGGUGCUACUCUGCAAAGUCUGUGGAGAUGUGGCAUCAGGCUUUCAUUAUGGUGUCCAUGCCUGUGAAGGCUGCAAGGGGUUCUUCCGUCGGAGCAUCCAGCAGAAUAUCCAGUACAAAAAGUGCCUGAAGAAUGAAACAUGUACUAUUAUGAGGAUUAACCGAAAUCGGUGUCAGCAGUGCCGUUUCAAGAAGUGUUUGUCUGUUGGCAUGUCUCGUGAUGCUGUCCGUUUUGGUCGCAUCCCGAAACGUGAAAAACAGCGCAUGCUAGCUGAGAUGCAGAGCGCUAUGAACAACAUGGUGAACAACCAGCUGCAGAAUGAAUUCCAACUGGCUUCUCUUAAAACCAGCACUUCAUUCUCUUCAUCAUCCUCAUCAUCUUCAUCUCCCUGCCCAGGUCUGACAGUGGCUUCUCAGCCACAGCCUUCUGCUGUGCCUGUAGCUCCUUCCCCCUCUCCCCCAGCCCCAGGAUCGCCUUCUCCUCAAAAUGCUCAGAGCUAUACUCAGAUUGCCACCUCUCCACCACUGUGCCCUAGUCCUGGCCUGGACAGCACCAUCACUGCAAUUACCAAAGCUCAUCGUGAGACCUUUGUCUAUGCUCAUGAUAAGUUAAGCGCAGCACUGCAGCCCCAAAAUGGGGAUGAUCUGGAUGGCCACAGCAGUAAUUGCUUUGCAUCUGGCUAUAAUAUGAAUAGCCACAAUUCAGUACAUCGAUCUAAUUCAGGCCUACAGUGCAAUGGUUUCCAAACAGAUAAUAAACAAGACCUUCAAUCCUCACCUUUAUCCAACCAGCAGCAUCAGAGGCUGCCACAACAAAACAAUACGCAGCACAUCCCCAAUAUUAAUUGGUAUGGGGCGCAGCAAGAUGUAAGAUGGAAGAACCGCAAGGAUAUAUUGCUGGCUUGUCCAAUGAAUAUGCACCCUCAGACAGAUAGUAACAAGACACCACAGGAGAUUUGGGAAGAUUUCUCCCUGAGCUUCACACCAGCUGUACGUGAGGUGGUGGAAUUUGCCAAGCAUAUCCCAGGUUUCAGCUCUCUGUCCCAAAAUGACCAGAUCACCUUGCUGAAAGCAGGAACUUUUGAGGUGCUGAUGGUACGUUUUGCAUCCUUGUUCAAUGUCAAGGAGAAGACUGUCACAUUUAUUUCUGGCACCACCUACAGCCUAGAAGCUUUGAAGAACAUGGGAAUGGGAGCCCUGUUGGGAACCAUGUUCGACUUCAGUGAGAAACUCAGUGAACUAGAGCUCUCUGCAGAGGAACUAGGUCUUUUUACUGCUGUGGUGCUGGUUUCUACAGAUCGCUCUGGUAUAAAAAAUGUGAAGUCAGUGGAGAUGCUCCAGGACAGCCUGAUUAAAGCCCUUCGCACAUUGGUCAGCAAGAACGCCCCUGGUGACGUCUCUCGUUUCACUAAGCUACUGCUCAAACUGCCAGAUCUGCGCACACUUAACAGCAUGCACUCCGAAAAGCUUCUCUCUUUUCGCAUCGAUGCAUGAGAAUCCUUUGGUAGCUAAUACCACAAACCAGCUGAGUCUAUGGGAGUGGUCUCUACUGGAGGGUUUAAUUGAAGGCUUCAAAUUUACCAUUGCUGCUCCACCAGCAUAUGCCCUGCUCUGAUGGUGCUCAAAGACUUGAACAAUGACAACAGGCUCAUAGGGACGCACAAGCAGUAAAUGCAUCAGAAUGGUGUCAAGGCCAUAUUUUUUUAUGUCACAUCACAGCACCAAUGUCCCUGGUUUGAUUCAGAACUCAGUUUACUGUCUGUGUGGAGUUUUGCAUGUUCUCCUAAUGUCUGUGGGUUUCCUCCUACCUCCCAAAAACAUGCUGAUGUAAAUGGUGCCCAUCCCAUCCAAGGUGUGUUCCUGCCUCAUGUUUAACAUUCUGAGGAUGGGCUCCAGAUCCACUGCAACCCUGACCCGGAUAAAGCAGUUACUGAAGAUGAAGGAAUUAACAUACAAUCUGUAUUUGAUUUCAUUCUUGCUUUUAUCUCUAUACAUAACCGGGGGUUAGGUGAUUAUAUUGUACAGUCUCUACUUACAGACAGGCUCUUUGCUGUUUUUUAAAUACUGUUUUUCAAAUACUGUUUUUUUAGAUGCAUCACGGUACUUUUCUUCCUUAUACCAGCCUGAUGUCUGAGAACUGUUUUUAUACUUACCUUUUAUCUGAUAACAGAGAGAGCCAAACUCUAACAUUGAGCAUGCAAGGGAUAAAUGGAGCCAAAACCUCAAACAAUCUGGCAUUACCAAGUGCUGGAAUCAAUCAUAGCCAGAGAGCUGGGACAAAGGAUAGAGGCAGAUAGAACAGAACAAAACUUUCUAAGUGCAGUGUGAAUUGAGUACCACAAAGAGGCUACGAGAGACACAACACAUCCACCAAUUAAAAAAUGGACCAGAUCAAGAGAAAAAUAAGUCAUGCAAGGGACCUCAUCCCACCUCUGCUUAAGUCCAUGUAACUUUGUAAAAAUAUGUAAAUGUGAAUCUAUACUUAUUUGAAAUGUUCCAAAAUGUAUAUAUUGUAUACAUAAAUAUAUUUUUUGUAAAGUGUAACUGCUCAAUACAAAGUUAUAUAUGAUAUAAAUGUAUAAGUGUAGUCAGAUCUCAUUUACAGCAUAAAGACUUACUCUGAAACAUUUUA